Sphenostylis stenocarpa is the source of this 2757-nucleotide messenger RNA. Lineage: Eukaryota; Viridiplantae; Streptophyta; Magnoliopsida; Fabales; Fabaceae. The record is from the annotation of a GenBank genome assembly.
AUGGCUUCGGGGCCUGUGGUUGGAGGAGAUGACGAAGCCAAAGAGAAACAAAGAUUCGGGGAGAGGAAGGUUUACACGAGGAGGAAAGUGCUCAAAGGCCAAAAGAAAGACCUUAACACUUCAAACGCAGUUGUUUCCACCACUGAAAAUAAUGCCACAACCACUUCUACAGUUACCAAUGACAACAGUAUCAAUAACAACACCGUCCAGAAGAGCAAAGUUGGUGAGCCAGGUGAGGCAAAAAACAUUAGUGAUAGUGUUGUGGCCCAGCCUUCUUCACAGCCCGUGGUGCCGGAGGACACUGCUCAGCCACAAUUGAGGUCAAGGUUAGAGGAUGAGAAUUUGGGAGAACCACUGUUGCAGGAUCAGAAUAUGGUUCAGAGGCAAGUGUGUUCAAGAUUGGAGAAUGGGAAUACAGCUCAGCUACAGGAAGAGGGUCAUGAUAUGACACAGAAAGAAGGGAGUUCAAAAUUGGAGGAUGAGAUUACAACUCAGCCACAAUUAGAGGAUGAGAAUAUGGUUCUGUCCCAUGGAAAUUCAAGUUUGAAGGAUGUGACUAUGUCCCGGCCUCAGGUGAGUUCAAAAUUGGAUGAUGGGAAUAUGACCCAGACUCAAGUAAGUUCAAGAUUGGAGGAUGCACAUGUGGAACAGCCUCAAAUGAGUCCAAGAUCAAAUGAUGGGAAUAGGGAGCCUCAACCAAGUUCAAAACUAGUGGAUGGGUGUGCAGUUCAGCCACAGGUUUCAAGGUCAGGGGAUGGGAAUACAACCCAGCCACAAGUGAGUUCAAGAUCAGAGGAUGGGAAUAGGGCUCAGCCCCAACUGAGUUCAAAAUCAGAGGAUGCGAGUGCAGCUCAGCCACAAUUGAGUUCAAGGUCCGAGGAUGGGAAUACGGCCCAGCCACAGGUCAGUUCAAAAUUGGAGGGUAGGAAGUCCCCUCAGCCUGAAGUAAAUUCAAGAGUGGAGGAUGGGAAUUCACCGCGGCUGCAAGUAAACUCAAGAUUGGAGGAUGGGGUUUUGCCUAGGUCACAUGUGAAUUCAAGAUGGGAUGGGGAAACAGUUCAACCACCAAUAGUGCUGGUUUCUCACGACUCAUGCAGCCGGCAGCACGAUGAACCUUCUAGUCUCAAUAUUGAGCAGGAGGAUGAUGGACCUUCAAGCCCCAGCCGUCGUCAGGAGGCAGUUCCUAGCACCCGAGGCCUUACAUUGGGGAAUGGGGUUGCGGAGCCACGACAGAGGGAUCAGAGGGAUCGAAUCAAGAUAAGCUUGUCCACAAAAUCAAAGCAGCAGAUUCGGGAGAUUAGGUGGAAGCUUGAAAGUGAGCUUGACAUUGUAAGAAGUUUGGUUAAUAGGAUUGAAGUGAAGCAGAGGCAAGUUGGUGGAUUUCGUAACUCAAAUGUGCUGGUUGGUAGUGGGCUUGAUAAUGUGGGUGGAGCAAAGCGUGCUCACUCAGAGGUGGCAUCUGUUGGUCUUCCAAGGGAACCUGCCAGUUCUAGGCCUCUGCACCAGUUAAGUUUGUCGAUGUUGGAGAAUAGUCAAGGAAUUAGUGAAACUGUUGAGAAGGAGAAGAGAACACCUAAAGCAAACCAAUUUUAUCGGAACUCAGAGUUCUUGCUUGCAAAAGAUAAAUUUCCACCAGCGGAGAGUAACAAGAAGUCAAAGUUGAAUUGGAAGAAGCAAGGUGGGGGAGAAAUGAGACAUGGUUUUGGAAUGGGAUCAAAGUUUUUCAAAAGCUGUAGUUCGCUGCUUGAAAAAUUGAUGAAACACAAGCAUGGUUGGGUGUUUAAUGCUCCUGUUGAUGUUGAGGGUCUUGGUUUGCAUGAUUAUUUUACUAUCAUUACUCAUCCAAUGGACUUGGGAACUGUAAAGACAAGGCUGAACAAAAAUUGGUACAAAUCACCAAAGGAAUUUGCAGAGGAUGUGAGACUUACUUUUCAAAAUGCCAUGACAUAUAAUCCAAAGGGACAAGAUGUUCAUAUAAUGGCAGAGCAAUUAGCAAAGAUAUUUGAGGACAGAUGGGCUAUAAUUGAGUCUGAUUACAAUCGGGAGAUGAGAUAUGGCUUUGAUUAUGGGGCAGCUCCUCCUGCACCUUCACCAUUGUCAAGAAGGGUUUCUGCUUUUACACCACCACCACCUCUUGAUAUGAGAAGGAUUUUGGAUAGAUCAGAAUCAAUGACACAGACUCCAAAACCUAUGAGCUUUACUCCAUCAAGUAGAACCCCCGCUCCCAAAAAGCCAAAGGCAAAAGAUCCUUAUAAAAGAGACAUGACAUUUGAGGAAAAGCAAAAACUAAGCACUAACCUUCAGGGUCUACCUUCAGAGAAGCUUGAUGCUAUUGUACAAAUCAUUAAGAAGAGAAAUUUAGCGCUUGAUCAACAUGAUGAUGAAAUUGAGGUAGACAUUGAUAAUGUGGAUGCUGAAACUCUCUGGGAGCUUGAUAGAUUUGUGACCAACUACAAGAAAAGUUUGAGCAAAAAUAAAAGGAAGGCUGAACUUGCUCGGGCUAGAGCAGAAGCUUUGCAGCAGAAUGCCAUCCAGAAGAGCCAGGCGCCAGCUAUGGUAGAGAUUCCAAAAGAAACACCAACAGAUGAAAGGAAUAUUCCCCAACCAUUGCCCGUCCAAGGGGAAAAUCAAGCAUAUAACGGGAGUAGGUCAAGCAGUUCAAGCAGCUCCAGCAGCGAUUCUGGAUCUUCUUCCAGUGAUUCUGAUAGUGACAGUUCCUCAGCGUCUGGAUCUGAUGCAGGGUCACAAGGGACCUGA